Messenger RNA from Diversispora eburnea, 267 nucleotides. Lineage: Eukaryota; Fungi; Glomeromycota; Glomeromycetes; Diversisporales; Diversisporaceae. The record is from the annotation of a GenBank genome assembly.
AACCUAAUCCUACUGAUAUUCUUGAAUUUAUACAGAAAAAAGUAUUACCAGUAGUGCAAGAAACUUUUCUUCCGUUUCCAGUUAAAGCCAUAGAAAGAAUGCUUGAUGAUAUAAUUGACAUUAUUUGUUAUACAUUUUCUGUAAAUAUAUGUUGUGGCCAAAGCACAAAAGAAUUUAAAGAUGUGGUACAUAUCCGUGGAAAUGAACGUAAUGAAUUUGGCAAUGUUCUGUAUUGUGGUGACACGGAAACGUACGUGACCACUGAAG